AUAGCCUUUGGACCCAAGAAUCGCUCAAUUGGUGCUGCAGCUAAAAGCCAGGUUAUUUCAAAUGCAAAGAAUACAGUACAAAGUUUUAAAAGAUUUCAUGGUCGUGCAUUCUCAGAUCCCUUUGUUCAAGCUGAAAAAGCAAGCCUUGCCUAUGAACUUGUCCAGCUGCCAACAGGCUCAACUGGUAUCAAGGCCAUGUAUAUGGAAGAAGAAAGAAACUUUACUAUUGAACAGGUGACAGGAAUGCUUCUUACCAAAUUAAAAGAGACUGCUGAGAAUGCGCUUAAGAAGCCUGUAGUUGACUGCGUUGUUUCGGUUCCUUGUUUCUACACAGAUGCAGAAAGGAGAUCUGUGAUGGAUGCUACACAGAUUGCUGGUCUCAACUGUCUGAGACUAAUAAAUGAAACAACUGCAGUUGCCCUUGCAUAUGGAAUCUAUAAGCAAGACCUGCCUGCCUUGGAAGAGAAGCCACGGAAUGUUGUUUUUGUGGAUAUGGGGCAUUCUGCAUUCCAAGUUUCUGUUUGUGCAUUCAACAAAGGAAAACUGAAAGUUCUUGCUACAUCAUUUGAUACAACACUUGGAGGCAGGAAGUUUGAUGAGGUGUUAGUUGAAUACUUUUGUGAAGAAUUCGGAAAGAAAUAUAAACUAGACAUAAAGUCAAAGAUUCGUGCGUUGUUGAGGCUAUACCAGGAAUGUGAAAAACUGAAAAAAUUGAUGAGCGCUAAUGCCUCUGAUCUCCCGAUGAACAUAGAGUGCUUCAUGAAUGACAUAGAUGUCUCUGGAACAAUGAACAGAAGCAAAUUCUUAGAGAUGUGUGAUGGACUCCUUGCAAGAGUAGAACCACCCCUUCGCAGUGUGCUGGAGCAAGCCAAGUUAAAGAAGGAGGAUAUUUAUGCAGUAGAGAUAGUUGGUGGUACCACAAGGAUCCCUGCUGUAAAAGAGAAGAUCAGUAAAUUUUUUGGCAAAGAACUCAGUACCACUUUGAAUGCAGAUGAGGCUGUUGCACGAGGUUGCGCGCUGCAGUGUGCUAUUUUAUCCCCGGCUUUCAAAGUGAGAGAAUUCUCUAUCACAGAUCUGAUACCAUAUCCUAUUUCUUUACGAUGGAAUUCACCAGCAGAGGAAGGGUUAAGUGACUGUGAGGUCUUUCCCAAGAACCAUGCUGCUCCAUUUUCGAAGGUCCUCACGUUCUACAGAAAGGAACCUUUUACCCUUGAGGCGUACUACAGUUCUCCCAAGGAGCUGCCUUACCCAGAUCCUGCUAUAGCUCACUUCUUGGUUCAAAAGGUCACUCCGCAAACAGAUGGAUCCAGUUCAAAAGUGAAAGUCAAAGUUAGAGUAAAUAUCCAUGGUAUCUUCAGUGUUUCAAGUGCAUCUUUAGUGGAGGUUCAUAAGUCUGAUGAGAAUGAAGAGCCUAUGGAAACAGAUCAGCAUGCAAAAGAGGAAGAGAAGAUGCAAGUAGACCAGGAAGAGCAACAAAAGACUGAAGAACAACAGCAGUCUCAACCUGAGAAUAAGGCAGAGUCUGAGGAAAUGGAGACUUCUCAGGCUGACUCAAAAGACAAGAAAGUGGAUCAACCGCCUCAAGCCAAGAAGGCUAAAGUAAAGACUACUACGGUGGACCUUCCCAUUGAGAAUCAGUUUAAAGAUAUGCUGAACUUAUUCAUUGAGAAUGAGGGUAAAAUGAUAAUGCAGGAUAAGCUAGAGAAAGAGAGGAAUGAUGCCAAGAAUGCAGUGGAAGAAUACGUGUAUGAUAUGAGAGACAAACUCUGCGGUAUUUAUGAGAAAUUCGUUAGUGAAGAUGAUCGAAAUAGUUUCACACUGAAGCUGGAAGAUACAGAAAAUUGGCUUUAUGAGGAUGGUGAAGACCAACCCAAACAAAUUUACAUUGAUAAAUUGGCAGAACUGAAGACUCUGGGUCAACCUAUUCAAGCAAGAUUUCAAGAAUCAGAGGAAAGACCAAAAGCAUUUGAGGACUUAGGGAAGCAAAUUCAACAGUACAUGAAAAUUGUUCAUGCAUUCAAAGCAAAGGAUGAACAGUAUGACCAUCUAGAUGAAGCAGAUGUUGGGAAAGUAGAGAAGAGUGCAAAUGAAGCUAUGGAGUGGAUGAACAAUAAACUUAAUCUUCAAAACAAGAGAAGUCUUACUUUGGACCCAGUUAUAAAAGCUAAAGACAUACAAGCUAAAACUAAAGAAUUGACAAGUAUUUGUAAUCCUAUAGUCACAAAACCCAAACCCAAAGUCGAACUCCCGAAGGAGGAGCAGAAGCCAGCUGAGCCCAAUGGACCAGUGGAAGGGCAGGGAGAAGCUAGCGGCGGGUCCCAGGCUGCCGAGCAGAGCGCUGCUGCCCCUGACCCGGCAGCCACGGAGAAGAAGCUUCCCGAAAUGGACAUUGACUGAAUCUCAGCACUUGUUUAUAUUACUGCAAACUACAAAUAAAGCUUUAAGUUGUUGA
Molecule: messenger RNA, 2452 nt
Organism: Pelecanus crispus (Dalmatian pelican)
Lineage: Eukaryota; Metazoa; Chordata; Aves; Pelecaniformes; Pelecanidae
Source: RefSeq, a predicted model, not a curated record